GCUCGAUUAACAUAUAAACUAUUAAACUUCCUUUUUCCCAAAACAAAGAGAAAAAGGGGCACAAGAAAAAUCCCUGCCGAGUGUCUGUCUUUGUUGAGUGGCUUCAGUCAGUCAAAUCAGUUAGACAGAGUGAUCAGAGCGAGCUACGAAUUUUCUCUUCUCUUCUUCCAGUCAAUUAUAAAACGCAAAUGGAAUCAUCGCCUCACUAAAUCCCUUUCUUUGUUCCCUAGUCACACUCACACCUUCCUUCUUCUCCCUCGGAGAUCCCGCUUCCCCCACACAGCACCUUCUUCUCCGUUUCCCACGCCAUUUUGAUUUCAUUCACCCGCACUCUGUAAAAUAUCUCUCACACUUGUCUAUUAGUCUUUCCCCGCAACCUCAACCUCACGGCGACCGGAAUCUGCUUCCUUCGGCUUCUUCUUCUCUGAAGUCCGCAACACUUGCUAUUUCUCCCAACUAUUGAACUACUAUCUUCACCGGCCAGCUCCCGCAAUCCCCACCGUGCUCUCUUCUCAGGGAAUUAAGGGGAGGGAGUAGGGAUGCUGAUGCGGAGCAGAUUGGCUUGCUGCACUCGGGACAGAGGGAUUAGCAUCGACUUCGAUGAACACGAAAGUAGGAUAAUGACCUAUGAUGGCCUGGAGAGCUGUAUUCAAAACAAUCAAUCUUAUGAAAAUGAAAGCGGGACAAGCAGAGGCGAUGGAUUUGUAAGCGACUCAUUGGAUGAUGGCGCUUCCAGCUGCUCAUCGAGUAAAGAUGUUUUUGGGUCGUUCUCUUCUAAAUGGUUGAGUGUGAAAAGGGAUUAUCAGAGUUCUGAUGACUGGGAGCUUCCAGAAAGCCCUCAGCACUUUUAUGCCAAAGAGAAACCAGCUUAUGUUGUUGGGCUCUCAGAUGUGGAGACAAUGAAGGAGAAGUUUGCCAAGCUGUUGUUGGGAGAAGAUAUCACUGGCGGCAGUAAAGGCCUCACUGCUGCCUUAGCAUUGUCCAACGCAAUAACAAGCCUGGCAGCAUCUGUUUUCGGGGAGCUAUGGAAAUUGGAGCCAUUGCCUGAAGAAAGAAAGAACAAAUGGAGAAGGGAAAUGGAUUGGUUGCUUUCUCCCACGAACUACAUGGUUGAGUUGGUUCCUGCUAAGCAAAAUGGUGCAAAUGGCCGUACCAUGGAGAUAAUGACUCCCAGAGCCCGUGCAGACAUCCACAUGAAUCUUCCUGCACUUACAAAGUUGGACUCUAUGCUAAUUGAAACACUAGAUUCAAUGGUGAAAAAUGAGUUCUGGUACUCAGAAGUGGGCAGCAAAGCUGAAGGAAGAAACAAGAGUACAAGGCAGAGCACAAGGUGGUGGCUUCCACUACCCCAAGUUCCCACAGCUGGACUAUCUGAUACAGAAAGGAAGAAGCUGAUGUACAAAUCCAGGGUUGUCUAUCAAGUAUUCAAGGCUGCCAAAGCCAUCAACCAGAGCAUUUUGCUUGAAAUGCCUGUCCCGUCCAUGAUUAAAGAUGCACUUCCCAAGUCUGGACGGGUGAAUCUCGGGGAGGAACUGUACAAAGUAUUGACAACGGAAUCAGCUAAAAAAGAGGAAAUGCUCAACUCUCUUGAUCUGAAAUCUGAACAUAGUGUGCUUGAAGCGGUGAACAAAUUGGAAGCUGCCACAUUAGGAUGGAGGGAGACAAUCAAAGCAGCACAAGUUGGCAAGAAGUCCCCCAUCAGAACAUCCUAUAAGGUGCAGAUCCUUGUAGACAGAGCGGAAUCCAUAGCCCGGCAACUUAAGGCUAGACAUCCGAAUCUUCCUCAAACAUUUCUUGAUGCUUCUAAAAUCCAAUAUGGCAAGGACGUUGGACAUGCAAUCCUUGAAGCAUACUCCAGGGUUCUGGCGAACCUGGCAUGCAGCAUAUUGACAAGAAUAGGAGACAUUUUGCAAGAAGAUGCUGCGAGCAAUCCCAAUUCUGCAGCAACUACUCCCAACUGGGACCAAGUUGGCGGAUCAGGCUUCGACAUGGCAGGUGGUGUGCAUGGAUCGAAGCUGCACCUGGGGGAGUUUCACGAGGCGAACAGCAAGGUGGAGGGGAAGUUACGGUAUUCGGAUGCCAGCAAUUCGGUUUCCGACUGGGAGUUUUGCCUUAGCGAACCGAAGUCGAGCUCGUCUGCGAACGAGACCCCCAGCCGGAGUAGAGUAUGGUGCAUCGGCAGAGAGCAGGUCGAUUCUGCUCAAGCUGCACUGGCUGCAUUAAAUGGGAAGCCUUGUCCUGAGCUCGGAGGGCGAUCUCUGCACAUUCGUAAUUCCGUCCUUCAACCAAUUGGCAAGAGUCCGGUCGACCACGCAAUCCCAGUAUCCCGUCUGGCUUCAGAAGUGAAUAUUCCAGGCCUUUACUUGUUGCACGACUUCGUCACUGUGGAAGAAGAGCAAGAAUUGCUUGCAGCAGUUGACAGUAGGCCUUGGAACAAUCUCUCCAAGAGAAGGGUUCAACAUUAUGGAUAUGAGUUCUGCUAUGAUAUAAGGAAUGUCAAUACAAAGAGGUGCUUGGGAGAACUUCCAUCCUUUGUUUCUCCUAUUCUCCAAAGGAUAGCAUCAUUCCCGGAUCUAGAUCAUAGUACUGCAAGUUCAAUAUUGGACCAACUUACGCUCUGUUGCAGGUUAACGAGUAUCCGCGUGGGGUUGGACUCUCCCCUCACAUAGACACCCAUUCUGCAUUUGGGGAUUUCAUUUUUAGCCUUUCACUAGCCGGGCCUUGCAUUAUGGAGUUCAGGCAAUAUGUAGAUGGUUCACUUGCUCCUACAAUUGCUUCGAGCACUGAGAUGGAAGCUGAUCACUCUCACGGUAGCUCAAAUUUGAUUAGGAAAGCCAUCUACCUUCCUCCUCGGUCAAUGCUUCUAUUAUCUGGGGAGGCACGUUAUGCUUGGAAUCAUUAUAUCCCACAUCACAAGAUAGACUUGGUGGAUGGCACGGUGAUAAAUAGGAGUUUGAGACGGGUCUCUUUUACCUUCCGUGAGGUACGAAGAGGACCCUGCCAGUGUGAAUUUCCUCAAUACUGCGAUUCACAGAGUUGAGGAGACAAUUGCUUCGAUCUGCAUGGACACUGCACUUACAAGAACAUGAUGAUGGAAAGGAUGAACCAACGGUGGAGUUUAUAGCAUAGGAGAUAGGAUUAAUCCGGGAUGCAAAGAUGGUGAUAGUGAUCAGGUGAUUCUGUUUCUUCUUCUGCUCUGGAAUUUGACUGCUGAACUUGAGCAUGAGAUGAUACACUGUUAAGAAUUUGGGAGUGCAUGAUUGCAAGAUAUUGCUUCCGUUUCCAUACACAAACUUUAAUAGUUAGUUCUUUUUUGAUCAUCUGUCUCAUUCCUUUCAAGUCCAAACUAAUUAUUAUACAGUUUCGCGUUCAACAAAAUACGGCAAUAAUAUGAUGUGGAAGCUAUUUAAUUUGAUUUAACAGACUAACC
This is a messenger RNA of Linum tenue, 3430 nucleotides long. The record is from the annotation of a GenBank genome assembly. NCBI's taxonomy places the organism in Eukaryota, Viridiplantae, Streptophyta, Magnoliopsida, Malpighiales, Linaceae.